Astyanax mexicanus (Mexican tetra) is the source of this 1417-nucleotide messenger RNA. RefSeq names its product homeobox B13a (gene hoxb13a). The coding region runs from base 81 to 995 and encodes 304 amino acids. Gene Ontology annotation, biological process: regulation of transcription by RNA polymerase II. Lineage: Eukaryota; Metazoa; Chordata; Actinopteri; Characiformes; Acestrorhamphidae. The record is from RefSeq and is a predicted model, not a curated record. The transcript is spliced from 2 exons. Gene Ontology annotation, molecular function: DNA-binding transcription factor activity, RNA polymerase II-specific; RNA polymerase II cis-regulatory region sequence-specific DNA binding.
GCUGUGUCGAUGUAACCGUGUGUCCUGCUUCUAGCUCAGGUCUUUGCAAAAUAUUUCUCCGGCCGAAUGGUAGGCGUGCUAUGACCACCUCCCUGCUACUGAAUCCUCGCUGGGCGGACACGGUAAUGUUUGUUUAUGAAAACAACUUGGAUGAGCUGAACAAGAACAUGGAAGGUCUGGUUGGUAGCGGCAAUUUCGCGGCCAACCAGUGCAGGAAUUUGAUGGCCCACUCGGCUUUGAGCGCUCACCCUUCUAGCCUUGUGCACGGCUCCAGUUAUUCCACUGUGGAGGUAUCGACUUCGAGUGCCGCCGAAACGAGCAAACAGUGCACUCCAUGCCCGACGGUUCCCCAAGCCUCGUCCACUGGGCCUAUUCCUUAUGGCUACUUUGGCAACAGCUACUAUCCCUGCAGAAUGGGGCGGGGUUCGCUCAAGUCUUGCACUCAGCCGAGCGCGCUUAGCUACACUGCAGAAAAAUAUAUGGACACCCCGGUCACGUCUGAAGAAUAUCCCAGCAGGGCCAAAGAGUUCGCCUUCUACCACGGCUAUCCCAGCCCCUACCAGUCCAUGGCCAGUUAUUUGGACGUGUCGGUGGUCCAGACCCUUGGAACGGGGGAGCCUCGGCACGACAGUCUCCUGCCCAUGGACAGUUACCAACCUUGGGCUCUGGCAAAUGGUUGGGGGGGUCAAAUGUACUGCUCCAAGGACCAGAGCCAAGCGGGCCAUCUGUGGAAAUCUGCUCUAGCAGAUGUUGUGGCCCACCAACAUGAAGGAGGCUCUUUCCGACGAGGUAGAAAGAAAAGGAUACCAUACACCAAAGUGCAGCUCAAGGAACUGGAGAAAGAGUACGCUGCCAACAAAUUCAUCACAAAAGACAAGAGGAGAAAGAUUUCUGCCGUGACCAACUUGUCCGAAAGGCAGAUUACAAUCUGGUUUCAAAACAGGAGGGUAAAAGAAAAGAAAUUUAUUGCGAAAGUGAAGACCAGCGCGCCGUAGUGCGGAUUUCAGUAAACAGACUUUUCUCGCUGUAACUCCAGCUUGAAGAAAACAAAAUGUCGACUUCAUGUAUUUCUUUUUUUUUACAGGGCUUGUUUGUGCUUCAUUUGAUUGCGUUUUUGCGCCGCGAACGACUAUAUGGAAGGAUUAUGAUAAAACGCAAAAAGAAUUAAAACGACUUUGUAAAUUAACUUGUAAAUAUGCCUGUCUAAACGUAAGAUUUUGUGUACUUAAAGCCCUUUAAUUGUGUUUUAUAUGAACGUUUUGCAUAUAGACUAAAUGUUAAGCAUGCCAGUGUUCUUGCUGCAGGGCUAUAUCUUAUUAUACAAUUCCCUUCAAUAUUCAUUAUAACUGUUGCUUGUAAUACAGUAUGAAACAAAAACUUAUAUAAAGAGAAAUGCUUAAUAAAUGUUAAACUCUCA